Molecule: messenger RNA, 900 nt
Organism: Metarhizium acridum CQMa 102
Lineage: Eukaryota; Fungi; Ascomycota; Sordariomycetes; Hypocreales; Clavicipitaceae
Gene: ECM31
Product: cell wall biogenesis and architecture protein
Biological process (GO): pantothenate biosynthetic process
Cellular component (GO): mitochondrion
Molecular function (GO): 3-methyl-2-oxobutanoate hydroxymethyltransferase activity; magnesium ion binding
Source: RefSeq, a predicted model, not a curated record
AUGGGGGCUGCACCCGCCAACCAGCGCAAGAAAGUUACUCUCGGUACCUUGAGGAGUCUGCAUCGAAAGGGGGAGCCCAUCACCAUGAUGACUGCCCAUGACUUCCCCAGUGCCCACGUUGCCGAUCAUGCUGGCAUGGAUGUUAUCCUGGUUGGCGACAGCCUGGCCAUGGUCUCCUUGGGUAUGGAGGAUACCAGCGAGGUGCUCGUUGAAGAGAUGCUGUUGCAUUGUCGAUCAGUAGCCCGAGCCACCAAGAGUGCAUUCACGGUUGGUGACCUGCCCAUGGGCUCUUAUGAGAUCGCUCCUGAGCAAGCACUUGCCACCGCCAUCCGCUUCAUCAAGGAGGGACGCGUUCAGGGCAUCAAGUUGGAAGGCGGCAAGGAAAUGGUUCCCACCAUAGAGAAAAUCACCACCGCUGGUAUUCCUGUCCUCGGUCACGUUGGUCUCACCCCUCAGCGGCAAAACUCUCUCGGGGGGUUCCGCGUUCAGGGCAAAACCUCCAGCAGCGCCAUGAGUCUCCUCGAAGAUGCUCUGGGUGUCCAGGCAGCCGGGUGUUUCGCUGUCGUCCUUGAAGCCGUUCCAGCCGAAGUUGCUGCACUCGUCACCCAGAAGUUAUCCAUCCCCACCAUCGGUAUUGGUGCCGGUGCCGGCUGCUCAGGCCAAGUUCUUGUCCAAACGGACAUGACUGGUAAUUUUCCCCCCGGUCGAUACCUACCCAAGUUUGUCAAGAAGUAUGGUGAUGUAUGGGGCGAGGCAAAGAAGGCCAUCGAGGCCUACCGAGAUGAUGUCAAAGCCCGCGAGUAUCCUGCCAAGGAGCAUACGUAUCCUAUGCCACAGGAAGAAUUUGCCGCAUUUGAAAAGGGAGUCAAGGCGUUGGAAAAUGAAGCUAAUCAAGCUUGA